CCAAAGGUGGCCUUCUAUGCUGCUUUGACUGAUUCAGGAGGGGUAGGACCCUUCAAUACUGACACCACACUGAUCUACAGUAAAGUCUUCACCAACACUGGCAGAGCCUACAACCCAACUACAGGUACUGACCACACUAAUCCAGCUACGGUCCAGUAUUACUAACAGUGUCUAUGAGAGAUGGACAGUGCUGAUCUCUCCCUGCUUCUCCUCUGAUACAGGUAUCUUCACAGCAACAGUGAGAGGAGUCUACUACUUCAGGUUCACAGCCUUUGAGGCGCGCAGAUUACAAACCUUUGGCGUUUACCUUUACCACAAUGACAAGAGACUGAUGUUUAAUUUUGACACCAAUGAUCAGUAUUGGGAGUACAUAUCUAAUGCUUUGACUCUAGAGCUGGAUGAGGGGGAUGUUGUCUAUAUGCGUCUCCCC
Molecule: messenger RNA, 430 nt
Organism: Coregonus sp. 'balchen'
Lineage: Eukaryota; Metazoa; Chordata; Actinopteri; Salmoniformes; Salmonidae
Source: the annotation of a GenBank genome assembly